Molecule: messenger RNA, 2677 nt
Organism: Impatiens glandulifera
Lineage: Eukaryota; Viridiplantae; Streptophyta; Magnoliopsida; Ericales; Balsaminaceae
Product: TSL-kinase interacting protein 1-like
Exons: 14
Coding region: 239-2374 (711 amino acids)
Biological process (GO): pattern specification process
Cellular component (GO): nucleus
Molecular function (GO): chromatin binding
Source: RefSeq, a predicted model, not a curated record
CACAAACUUACGUUCCUUAUUGCUGUUGUUUCUCUUGUUUGAACCGGUACCGGUUUGAGGUGAUAUACUGGUGAACCGGAACUCCGGCGUCCAACAGAAGUUAAGCUAGGUUGAAGAUCAUGGGAAGAUCGAGCGACUGAGAAUCUUGAUUGGGAAGCUAGUCAUCGUCCAGGAUUUCAGAUAUUGCAGAGAAAAAUCAGAAAACCAGGUUGAACUAUGAUCAUCGACUGUCUUUAACAUGCAAAUGGAGCCACAAGGUUGCCCUAAUUGUGAGCCACAGCCUUGUUUCAACAGCAUAUUAAUCAAUCAAGAAAGUAUUCCAGAGAAAGAUGUUGUUUGUAAUGUGAUUACGGAAUCUCAAAGUCAUGAUAUCCCAAAGCCAGUGAAAAAGAAAACACGCCAAUGGGCUGCUUGGACUCGUCAAGAGGAGGAAAGAUACUUCACUGCAUUACGACAAGUCGGCAAGAAUUUUGAGAAGAUCACUAGCCGUGUCCAGACUAAAAAUAAGGAUCAGGUUCGGCAUUACUACUAUCGUCUUGUGAGGCGCAUGAAUAAGUUGCUUGGUCCAGGGGUUUGCCUUGAUGCUAAAAACUCUAAAGAUACUAAUGCUGCAAUGCUUAGAUGGUGGUCUUUACUGGAGAAGUUUAGCUGGAAAGUCUCAAAGCUCCAUCUGAAACCUCGGAAGUUCAAGAUAUUUGUGGAGACCUUGGAACACCAACUCUUGAAAGACCAAAGAAAAGGCAGGAAGAGAAAGCAACCUGAACAAGAAAGCCCACCUCCUGCGAUCCUUCCACUUGCGUCAAAUCAAACCGGAGUACUGGGACAGGACAAUGCUGCUGGUAAAGUCAUUCUAGAUAAUACCCAAAACAUUACAAAACAGGGAGUAAAAGGAUCUUCUACAAGAAGGAAUGCAAAUACGAAAAACAAUGGGAGCAACCGCAAAGUUGAAUUUCCCCCGGUUAAAAAGACGUCACAGCGGAAGAAACCAAGUACGGCCUCUACUUCUUCGUAUAAGAAAUGGGAGAAGGCAGCAAUGGCAGGUGUUUCAUUGGUUGCAGAUGCUGCUGAGCAUCUGGAGAGGGAAACUGUUGAUAAAGAGAAUACAUGUGUCAACGCCUCACUCGGGCAACAUGCUUGUGAUACUUCCAGAAAAGAUAGUACUCCUCCGCAAGUUAACUCACCAAGAAUCUUCGAUUUCAAUAAUGUACAAAGUCCUGCAAAACUUAAACUCCAGCUGUUCCCAGUUGAUGAAGCUACGAGAAAAGCCUUGGAAAUGGAUAAUCAUAAUCCACACCUAGAGCUUACACUUGGUAUACGAAAGAAAAUCUCGUCGGUGCUGGAACAUUUGAACCGGAAAUGGGGAAAUUGUAGCUUAGCCUCUGGAGAACUAGUGCUUUUCCCUUACAACAUCUUAAUAGAAAACUCAAAUGCUCAUCAGAGAUGGACUCAGGAUUCAGUACUUUGUGCUGGUGAUAUACAUGGCUUAAUUGGUAGCCCUCAGUUUUUCCGCUUAAGGUAUGGUUGGUUUUGCAAAAAUAAACUCCCUCAAGUGCCAUUGAUUCCCUCUUGCACUAAUGGUGUAUUUGGGUCCUCCAGUAUUAACAACUGUAAUGACCAUCUAGAAUCUUCUAACCAAAUGAGAAAUAAAUCAUUGCUCAUAGAGACUAGCAACCAAGAAAUUGCAAGAGAAAAGGUCAAUAAGGAUGAUAGGAGACUAAGGACUGGAGCUUCCUUGUCGGUUGGGGAAUGGGCAGAUAGUCUUACGAAUAUAAGUGUGGGGGAUUUACUAACAGGCGUGCCGGAAGAUAUAAACUCCAAUUAUGUUGAUCAGCCUCAAUCUAGAUACUUUCAAAGCCUUGAGCCGCAGUUACCCUUCAAUAGUGAUUCGUUUGAUGCUGCCAUUGCUGCUCAUGUGCAAAGAUAUAAUCAGAAACAAACUAGUUUGGGACCAGCACCUUCAAUCUGGGAUGCUGAAGAAACGUGCGAUGCAUUCUCCUUCCGGAAGAAUUCUGUUCAACCGGAAGAAUUGCAUUCCAUAUCUAACAUGCUUGUAGAGGAUUUGGCAAAUAAAGGCGAGUCUGCCAAUGGUGGAAAUAUAAUUGAUGAUUGUCCAUUCGAUUCACCUAUUGUAGAGAAUUCUCCAAAGGAUCUCAAUGGUCUUACUGAUAUAUAUUGGACCGACUCAUUAGGACCUCUAGGGAUGGAUUUUUGCUCGGCGGAAGAUGUACUUUUAAGCAGCAGUCUGAACCGGCUUCUUGCUAACAGUUUGGAUGCAUUUCAAUACUGUUCCAUCAGCAUGGACAAGAAGGAGAAGAUGGCGUCGACUGAAGUUCAGAAACAGAAGGAGAAUGCUGCUAAUAAAAAUACCAGUUGAUAAAAUCGAAACUAUACUAUACAUAGAAGAAGUUGAAGUUAGAGCAACCUUGAUGGGGAGAAGAUCUAACAGAUUGAAAACAUAGAUGCUUCUCUAUUGACUUUAGGGUGGCUUUAAUCAUCAAUGUUUGUGUAUGCUAUUGUACAAAUGAUAGAAAGGGAUAUGCAGAGAAGGCUUUCAAAAAAAAAUAUCUCUACCCAGUUGGUUUUUAUGUUUGGGAUUAAGUUUAGUACAUAUGUUGUAGGAUUUGGGACCUUUAAAUAACUGUAUCUUUCAUUUUAAUCAACAAAUCUAUCUUCUGAA